Messenger RNA from Liolophura sinensis, 4061 nucleotides. RefSeq names its product valine--tRNA ligase-like. Lineage: Eukaryota; Metazoa; Mollusca; Polyplacophora; Chitonida; Chitonidae. The record is from RefSeq and is a predicted model, not a curated record. Gene Ontology annotation, biological process: valyl-tRNA aminoacylation. Gene Ontology annotation, cellular component: cytosol. Gene Ontology annotation, molecular function: aminoacyl-tRNA deacylase activity; ATP binding; valine-tRNA ligase activity.
GACGAAAAUCUGCAACUCAAACGGAGAGCAUCGCGUAUGUGUACACUUCCGGCCAGCCUCGUGUUCGACCGUCUCAUGCAACACAUUGCCACAUUGACAGUGCGUGUGAUAUAGUAGCGAUUCGUGAGAUCGGUUGUGCCUCACAGGGUGUCAGCAGAGAAAGAAAUAUAAAAGAGAACACCGGUUGAUUAGAGUGUGAUAUUUAAUCUGGAACCAUGGCUGAUUCAGCAUCGGGCCAGAACGACCAGUCGAAUCCCGCAGCUUCCGAUGAUGCUGCCGGUGAACCCGGUAAGCCCAAAACAGCAGCACAGCUGAAGAAAGAAGCCAAACGGCUGGAAAAACUGGAAAAAUUUAAAGCGAAGCAAGAGAAAUUAACGAAAACAGAAAACGAUAAAAAGCCAAAGGAGAAGAAGGAAAAGAAAGAGAAGAAGGUUAUAACAUAUGACGUCCAAACCCCUCCUGGAGAAAAGAAAGACACAAAAUGCCCCAUGCCAGAUUCGUACAGCCCUCUUUAUGUAGAGGCAGCCUGGUAUGACUGGUGGGAAAAAGAGAAGUUCUUCAAACCAGAGUAUGGUAGAUCCAGUGCUGCGGAGAAGAAUGACAAGGGCCUCUUCAUGAUGGUAAUCCCGCCCCCAAAUGUGACAGGCAGUCUCCAUUUAGGCCACGCCCUCACCAAUGCUGUGGAGGACUGUAUAACACGAUGGAAGCGCAUGAAUGGCGUGACUUGUCUUUGGAAUCCAGGCUGCGAUCACGCUGGAAUCGCCACUCAGGUCGUCGUUGAGAAAAAAUUGAUGAGAGAACGUAAGCUCACCAGACAUGAUCUUGGCAGGGAAAAAUUUGUGGAAGAAAUUUGGAAGUGGAAAAACGAAAAAGGUGAUCGUAUUUACCAUCAGUUGAGGAAGUUGGGAGGCUCUUACGACUGGGAUAGAGCUUGUUUUACCAUGGAGCCAAAACUAUGCCGAGCUGUAACAGAAGCUUUUGUGCGUCUCCAUGAGGACGGCUUGAUCUAUCGCAGUGUACGACUCGUCAACUGGUCCUGUAAACUUAAUUCCGCCAUCUCAGAUAUUGAGGUGGACAAAAAGGAGAUCGUGGGCAGAACAUUUCUACCUGUGCCAGGAUACAAGGACAAAGUAGAGUUUGGGGUACUGGUCUCAUUUGCAUACCAGGUUGAAGAUUCAGAUGCUGAGAUUGUUGUCGCCACUACACGUGUAGAGACAAUGUUAGGUGACACAGCCGUUGCUGUCCAUCCCAGUGAUGAGCGAUACAAGCAUCUUCAUGGCAAGUUUGUCAAACAUCCAUUUCUUGAUCGACGGCUCCCGAUCGUCUGUGAUGAGUUUGUAGAGAUGGGCUUUGGUACAGGUGCUGUGAAGAUCACCCCUGCCCAUGACCAGAAUGAUUACGAGGUUGGGAUGCGCCAUUCCCUCCCCUUCAUCAAUAUCCUAGACGACACAGGAAACCUGAACGACACCUGUGGGCAGUUCUCUGGCAUGAUGCGGUUCGAUGCCAGGAGAGCUGUGUUGAAAGCAUUACAGGACAAAGGACUCUACAAGGAAACCAAGGAGAAUCCCAUGGUGGUCCCUAUUUGCAGCCGGUCCAAGGAUGUAAUAGAGCCCCUGUUGAAGCCCCAGUGGUACGUGGAUUGUCGGGACAUAGGGCAAGAUGCCAUUAAGGCUGUACGGGACGGAAAGCUGAAGAUUAUACCAGACAGUCAUGUGAAGACAUGGAAUCAUUGGCUGGAAAACACAAAAGACUGGUGUAUUUCUCGUCAGCUCUGGUGGGGACACCGUAUCCCAGCCUAUUUUGUCACUGUGGAUGACACCAGUAUCCCUAAAGGAGAGGACUCUGAUGGGAAGUAUUGGGUGAGUGGAAGGACUGAGGAAGAAGCAAAACAGAAAGCAGCAAAACAGUUCAAUGUUUCUCCAGAGAAGAUUUCACUCAGACAAGAUGAAGAUGUGCUGGACACGUGGUUCUCUUCAGCUUUCCCUUUCUCAAUUUUUGGAUGGCCAGAAAAGACUCCAGACUUGGAAACGUUCUACCCCGGCACACUGCUAGAGACGGGGCAUGAUAUCCUGUUUUUCUGGGUUGCUCGUAUGGUCAUGUUGGGGCAGAAACUGAUGGGAGAUCUUCCAUUCAAGGAGGUGUACUUGCAUGCUAUGGUCCGCGAUGCCCACGGCAGGAAGAUGAGCAAAUCACUCGGCAACGUCAUUGACCCUCUGGAUGUCAUAUAUGGUAUAAGUCUACAGGGUCUUCACGAACAGUUGGCAAACAGUAACCUGGAUGAGAAGGAAAUAGAGAAAGCCAAGAAGGGCCAGAAAGCUGACUACCCUGAGGGAAUUCCUGAGUGUGGGACGGAUGCUCUGAGGUUUGCUCUCUGUUCCUACACUUCCCAGGGACGUGACAUAAACCUGGAUGUCCUUCGUGUCCAAGGCUACAGGUUUUUCUGUAACAAACUCUGGAAUGCAACCAAGUUUGCUCUGAAUGGCCUGGGAGAAGACUUUACACCCAACUGUAAGCAACAGUUGUCAGGUAAGGAGGGACCAAUGGACAGGUGGAUUCUUAGUCGACUCUCUGCAGCUGUGGACAUGGUCAACUCUGGCUUUGAAAACUACGACUUCACCAUGGCAACCACCGGCUGUUACAACUUCUGGUUGUAUGAACUCUGCGACUGGUACCUGGAAAGUUUAAAGCCCAUCUUGUACGGAACUGAUGAGGAGGCCAAAACUGUGUCGAGAAACAUCCUGUAUACUUGCUUAGAUGUGGGUUUGAGGCUACUGCAUCCCUUCAUGCCCUUCGUGACAGAAGAGCUCUUCCAGCGUCUCCCCAGACGGACGUCGCAGGAGCCCCCAAGUAUCUGUGUCACCCCGUACCCAGAGAGACAGGAGUUCCAGUACCAGAACAGCGAGUUAGAGUCAGAUGUGGAGUUUGUACAGAACGUCAUCAAGUCCAUCCGCUCCAUGAGGGCAGACUAUAAUCUCACAAAGACAAAGGCAGAUGUGUACCUGAAGUGCUCAGACAAGGACGUAGCCAGCGUCCUGAAGAACUACACAGAGGUCAUCCAGACGACCUCUACCACGGGUGCUGUCAUUGUCCUCGUCAAGGAGACCCCUCCCGAGGGCUGUGCCAUUCUCACCGUCUCGGCUAAGUGCGAGACACAUCUCAUGCUCAAGGGUUUGAUAGACGCAAGUAAAGAAAUUGUGAAGUUAGACGGGAAGAAGGAGAAACUGAGCUCACAGCUGAAAAAGCUGAAGGAGACGAGCUCUAUGGCAGAUUAUCAGACAAAAGUCCCAGAAAAUGUCCGGGCACAGAACGCUGAGAAGAUGUCUGAGUUGGAGAUUGAAGUUGAAAAGCUGACACAAGCAAUAGCCAAUCUACAAACAAUGACGUAGGCGUACAACAAGGGGACCCUCUCAAACCACAGCACUUCUCUGAAAUAAAACUGCCGCUUCAUGUUAUGUCAGUGUAAACUUUGAUGCAGUGGAACAUUGAAAGUCUCUGCUUUGCCCAGUGAUACUCUUGAAUCUUGCUGACCAUUAUCAAGAAAUAUGGCAUUCAGAAGGUUUUAUAAAUAUAUUCUAGAUGGUUAAAGACUUAAGAUAAAUAAAUGGUCUAAUCUUUAGUUCAUUAAUGCUGAUAGCUAUGAAGGACAAUAGAAAUACAGCUAUGCUUUCUUGAAAUGAAACAUAUUAUAGCACCAUUUUUUGUGAGUGAGGACAUCGCUUUACAGUACUUAAAUAAGUAUCUAUUCUAAAAAUAAUCACCCAUCGUGCAUUGGAAUUUUUUUACGUAAGUGAUUUAAAUCUGUUCAGGGAUAACAAUGGAAAUUAAACCCAAUGUAUCGAUAUGAAAUGAGAUUUUUUACAAUAUAUUUACCUGGUAAUUGUAAUUAACAGGUGUCAUAAUGCCUCAUCCUAAAUCAACUCAUUGUUAAGUUAUUUGUGCAUGUUUUUUUGGUUACAUGAAAUAUAGUACUGUCCAUAAUGCUUCACCCCACGGGAAACCAUACUGUGAGCUUUCAUAUUUUACACUCUGCAGGAGUAAACUGUACCAAAAAAACCAUUAAA